Messenger RNA from Annulohypoxylon truncatum, 1516 nucleotides. Its product is annotated as P-loop containing nucleoside triphosphate hydrolase protein. Bases 408 to 1262 code for a protein of 284 amino acids. Lineage: Eukaryota; Fungi; Ascomycota; Sordariomycetes; Xylariales; Hypoxylaceae. The record is from RefSeq and is a predicted model, not a curated record. The transcript has 2 exons.
CGUACUCGUAGUCCUUACGUAGGUACCUACCUAGGUAAGGCGGAUAGGCGAGAUAUAGGAUCUAUCUUCGCUAAUGUAAGUCAGGGGUUAAGAAACCUGUUCCAUACAUAUAUGUAGAUCUACAGUAAAAGGGGAGCGACCGCGGAGACGAGUAGUUCUUAAGAUCUAUAGAAGACUUGAGGCUUUGCACUGAAGCAUCCCAUGCAACAUAGAUUAUUUACUCUCGACACUUCAGACCGCCUUAUUCCUGUACACUACCUCUCCUAUUACCGGAAGUGCUAGAUAUUUUCCUUCAAGAUACCCCAUAGUAUAAUUUCUGUCUUUGAACUUUCAUAGCCCAUAUACCCUUUUGAGAUCAUUCGAACUUUCGUACCAGUAUCAAAAUAGAGAACAAAAACCUCGACAAAAUGGCCUACGCCUCGAAAUACAAGUCAAAGCCCAUAACGGACAUCUUCACCGCCGACACAGACAUUGACAGGCGGCAAUGUACCCGAACAGUUCCCAUGAAGGUCCUCCUACUCGGCUGCGGACGAACAGGAACAACAUCCAUGAGAGCAGCAAUGAAGCAGCUCGGCUACGUCGACACAUACCACAUGAUGAGCUGCUCGAUCGAGAACCCGCCGGACGCGCUGCUCUGGAUGGACGCGCUGCGCGCCAAGUACGACGGCGUGGGCGAGCCCUUCACGCGGAAGGACUGGGACAAGCUGCUCGGCAACUCGCAGGCGGUGUGCGACUGGCCGGCGUGCGCGUUCGCCAAGGAGCUGAUCGAGGCGUACCCGGAGGCCAAGGUGGUGCUGACGGGGCGGGACGUCGACUCGUGGCACGCGAGCACGAUGCGCACCGUCUACUGGCGCGCGACCGACCCGGAGCUGCGGCUCCUGUCGCACUUCAGCUGGGCCGCGGGAAUGUACUACCCCAUGCUGAAGAAGUUCUUCGACACCUUCUUCGAGGGCGACUUCCCCAACCGCGGCAAGCACAUCUUCACCCGCCACUACGAGGACGUCAAGAAGAUGGUGCCCGCCGACCGCCUGCUGGAAUACAGAGUUACUGAUGGUUGGGAGCCGCUGUGCCGGUUCCUCGGCGAGCCCGUGCCCAAGGAUGUGCCGUUCCCGAACGUCAAUGACAACAGGGACUUCAUCACGCGCUCGCGGAGGCGGAAUAGGCGCCAGAUGAUGAAUGUUGGCGCGCAGAUCCUCGAGAUUAUACUACUCGCUGGCAUAGUGCUGUACUUGAUAUUCUACGUCCAGUGGCGACUGUUUUAGCUUUCGCUUCGGCGUGCACACCAAAAUUUACUUAGGGGGUUUUCAGGACGGGGCGCUGGGGCAUUGGGUCUUUUUUCUUUUCUUCGAAUAGGUAUUCAGCUCUGGCAGUUUUGUCAUCGAGGCAUUGAACUGGUUAUAGCAUAGGUGUAAACAUAUACAUGCAUGGAGGGUUUCAAGCAAAAAUGGGAACCAAGCCCAUGGGUUCAAUUCGAUUAGGUACAUAGAAAAUUCAGAGAAUAUUCUCUGUUUACCAA